AUGAACGACUUCACAAUGAAAACAUUUGUGGAGGCAUGCGAAGAAAAACAUCUCGAGGGUGGACAAGGUGUUGCUGGAAAAACACUUGCUGGAAAAGCACUUCUAUCAAAUAGUAUGUACUUCGAUUCGGAUGUUUCCAAGCUUAAAGUAGAAGAUUAUCCAUUUCUUUGUAAUGUGUGGGAGUUUGGCCUUCACGCUGUAGUUGCAAUCAAGCUAGCAAACACGUACAUGAGCAGUGUUGAUUACGCAUUGGAAAUUUUUCUCCCUCCAAUGGAGAGAGAAAUUGCAGAACAAAAACAUUUGAUAAAUGGAGUCCUAUCAAUCUUGAAAAAUAACUGUAGGAAAUCAUGGGAAAUUUGUGGUGAGAACUUGAGGGGCAUCACAUUGGAUUUGAAGUUGGGACAGAGGAGGUGGGUACAUCUAACGAGGCACCAGCUGAUUCUUCUGGGAGCUCUCCACCGGUACCGACAAUAUCAGACAUUGGCAGAAGUAGGCGAACAAAAUUCCACAUUUGGACCUGCAGCUGGUCUCGGCCCACACCAUGAGAUGGUUGACAUAGACCGUUCUCAUUUCAAUACAGGCACGACAAGCAAACGACGAAGGACAUCUGAGGUUUGGCAAUCCUUUGACGAGCACAAAUUCAAGAGCGUCUUCGGCAAUUCCAUUUCCAAGUCCUUCUUUGCGUCAACAACAUUGUUUCGCUCCGGUUCCUGCACUCCUGAUGGUGAUUGUGGAGAAGGUGGAGAUUGUGUCUGUGUUGAUUGUGAUUCUGGGAUGUUAUUAGAAGAAGAAGGUUGUGGCUGUGUUUGUGGUGAUUGCGAUUCCAGGUCGAUGCUGGGAGAAGAAGCUGCCAAUUUUGAUGGCAGCUGUGAUGUUGUUCGGUUCCAGAGUUGGGAGAAAGUUGCUAAAACCGAAAGAAGAAAUUCCUUGACGAAGGCUGGUCCUGAAAUUGCCAUGGUAGUCCUGUAUAGAAUGCUAGAGCUUGCAAAGACAAGUCAGGAAUUGAUUGAUAGAGGCAUGGGAAAACUUUUGAAUUUUGCUUCUAUAUAUUUACGUAUGUAUAGAGAGGAAGGAAGUUUGACCAUUCAUUCGGACAUAUGA
Molecule: messenger RNA, 1101 nt
Organism: Dovyalis caffra
Lineage: Eukaryota; Viridiplantae; Streptophyta; Magnoliopsida; Malpighiales; Salicaceae
Source: the annotation of a GenBank genome assembly